Messenger RNA from Varanus komodoensis (Komodo dragon), 3705 nucleotides. RefSeq names its product transmembrane channel like 1 (gene TMC1). Gene Ontology annotation, biological process: vestibular reflex; detection of mechanical stimulus involved in sensory perception of sound. Lineage: Eukaryota; Metazoa; Chordata; Lepidosauria; Squamata; Varanidae. Gene Ontology annotation, molecular function: mechanosensitive monoatomic ion channel activity. The transcript is spliced from 21 exons. The coding region runs from base 903 to 3638 and encodes 911 amino acids. The record is from RefSeq and is a predicted model, not a curated record. Gene Ontology annotation, cellular component: plasma membrane.
CGCGCACCCUGCCCUCGCGGGUUGGGAAAGAAUUUAGCGGAGGGGAAAGGCGACGUGUGCGAGAAGCGACGGCGCAGGCGCCGCCGCCGCCGCCGCCGCCUCACAGUUGAACAGUCAUCGUCAACGUCACUGUCAUUCCCUCAGCAGCGCUUUCCCCCUUCUCUCCGCCUCCGCGGUUCAAGUGCUGUGAAGAGGAGGAGCGGGGAGAGGGGGAGUAUGGAAAGGAAGCGGGGCGGGGAACCGACGAAGGGUGGGGCGUCAGCCGUCCGCGGGGUAUUUUUGUUUGUCUCUCUUCAUUCGUUCGGAAUUGGAGAGGAGUAAGUGGAAGCCGAGAGGGGGAAGUGCAAAGGGCCGUUACGAGCUAUUUUGUUGAAAGAAAACAAAGAUAGACGUGUUGAGCCUUACGAAAAGUUCUGAAUAUCUAUUUUCCCCCUAACCAGCCAAAGAUCAUAAAAAAGGAUUUGCACAUUUUAAUGAUCUUUCGAUGGGACUAGUAAAAGUAUUAUACUAAUAUGGAUUUAGGUAUGUUAAUUAGCAUGGUCUGUUGGUUUCCAGGUGACUCAGUUUAUAAUAAGCCAGUCUUGGGUUUAUAAGAGCUGAGUAGGGCUGUUAAGGACAGGACAUUUUGGAGGGCGUUCAUAAAUGAGAGACGGCACAUGACAGCAACCACCGUUUGUAAUGACCGCUCCAUGGGGUUGCAAGCUUACAGCGUCGUCAGUAUGCAGAACCUCUAAGUCGUGUUGAACCAAAUAAGCAUAACACCAGAGCAUGGAACUGCACCAGCACCCUUGCGCUGACAGACAAAAGUAUGCUGAUAUGCUAGAUACUUCAUCUCCACCUCCUUAUCCUGGAAAUUGCUUAUGCAGUCUGGAGCUCAAACUGCCUUGUGAAAUACAGCCAGGAUGCCUAGAUGUGAAAAGCCAGCUGCCUCACCAAGAACUGUGGACAUUGAAGUUGACAAUGAAGAAGACAGUGCCGCUGAAAGUGAAGAAGAGCCAUCUCAGCAGAAGAAAGGAACAUCAAAUAGAAAGAGUAGAGGGGAAAAUGGAGCAGAUGAAGAGGAUGAAGAGGAGGAGGAGACCGCUGCAGAACGCAGGCGAAGAUACAGAAGGCGGAGGAUGCAAGGUGGUGAAAAAGAGGGCAGCGACUCUGAUGGAGAAGGCUGCAAAAGCAGGAAGAACAGAGCAAACCAGAAGACCAGGGAUGGGUCCAGGGAUGAGGAUGAUGAAGAAGAUGAGGAUGGGGACAGAAAAUGCAGGAGUGACAAGAAAAAGGGGAAGAAGAAGAAAAAGGACAAAAAGAGAAAAGGAUCAAGCUCUGAUUCUAGUUCGGAAGAGGAGCUUACCGAGGAGGAACUGGCCAAGCUGAAAGAAGCAGUAGAAGAGAAAAAGAAGCUGAUUGCUACUUUACGAAACAAGCCUUGGAAUAUGAAAAAGAAACUGCAAGUCUUGAAAGAUGCCCAGCGUUUUGUGGAAAAAUUUGAAGGUGCUCUUGGCAAAGGCAAAGGGAAGCAGUUUUAUGCGUAUAAAGUAAUGAUGAUGAAAAAAUGGAUGAAAUUUCAACGUGAUUUUGAGAAUUUUAGAACAGCCUGCAUUCCUUGGGAAAUGAAAAUAAAAGAAAUUGAAAGUCAUUUUGGCUCUUCAGUGGCAUCCUAUUUCAUAUUUUUGAGAUGGAUGUAUGGAAUAAAUAUAGUUUUGUUUGGGCUGACCUUUGGUCUUGUUAUGGUGCCUGAGGCACUGAUGGGGAAAGCAUAUGGGACGCUACCCAGAAAAACUGUGCCAAGAGCAGAAGAAGCAAGUGCUAUGAACUUUGCCACUUUGUGGGACUUCAGUGGCUUCGCUCAAUAUUCGGUGCUCUUUUACGGCUAUUACAAUAACCAGAGAACCAUUGGCUGGCUGAAGUUCCGGAUGCCUCUCUCCUACUUUUUGGUUGGAGUUGGCUCUAUUGCUUACAGCUUCAUGGUUGUCAUCCGCACAAUGGCAAAGAAUGCACAUGAUGAUGGCGGUGGUGAUGAUACAAGUUUUAACUUCAGCUGGAAAAUGUUCACCAGUUGGGAUUACUUGAUUGGCAAUCCUGAAACAGCAGAUAACAAAUUUGCAUCAAUCACAACAAGUUUUAAGGAAGCAAUUGUGGAGGAACAAGAGAGUCGUAAAGAGGAGAACAUUCAUCUGACCAGAUUCCUGAGGGUUCUUGCUAAUUUCUUUGCAUUGUGCACACUGGCUGGAAGUGGCUAUCUCAUCUACUUUGUUGUGAGGCGAUCUCAGAAGUUUGCUCUGGAAGGCCUUGAAAACUAUGGAUGGUGGGAGAGAAAUGAAGUAAACAUGGUCAUGUCCCUUCUUGGAAUGUUCUGCCCUACAUUAUUUGAUGUCAUCAGUGCCCUGGAAAACUAUCAUCCUCGAAUAGCCCUCCGAUGGCAGCUGGGACGCAUCUUUGCUCUAUUCCUGGGAAACUUAUACACAUUCAUCAUUGCUCUCAUGGACGAAAUCAAUCUCAAGCUGGAAGAAGAGAAGAUUGUAAAGCAGAAUAUGACCAUUUGGUUGGCCAAUCUAUACAAUGGGAGUCUCCCAGAAAACACCACCGCUUUUCCUAUCCAAGUGAACCCCGCAGAUGUCCCAAGAGGCCCCUGCUGGGAAACUAUGGUUGGUCAGGAAUUUGUGCGGCUAACAGUCUCUGACACUGUGACGACCUACAUCACCAUUUUAAUUGGAGAUUUCCUAAAAGCUGUCUUUGUCAGGUUUUUCAAUUACUGCUGGUGCUGGGACUUGGAGUAUGGCUUUCCUUCGUAUUCAGAAUUUGAUAUUAGUGGAAAUGUGUUGGGUCUGAUCUUCAAUCAAGGCAUGAUCUGGAUGGGCUCUUUCUAUGCUCCAUGCCUCCCAGCUAUCAAUGUCCUUCGUCUCCAUACAUCUAUGUACCUGCAGUGCUGGGCCGUGAUGUGCUGUAACGUCCCACACGAACGAGUCUUCAAAGCCUCAAGAUCAAACAACUUCUACAUGGCCAUGCUGCUGUUCAUUCUCUUCCUCUCCACUCUGCCGGUUGUCUACACAGUUGUCUCCAUUCCACCAUCUUUUGACUGUGGCCCGUUCAGUGGAAAAAACAGAAUGUUUGAGGUCAUUGGAGAAACCCUGGAGCAUGAUUUUCCUUCCUGGUUUCAGAAAGUCUUUAAUCUUGCCUCAAACCCUGGUGUGAUCCUGCCCUUCAUACUACUGAUGGUCCUGAGUAUCUACUAUCUCAAUGCCACAUCAAAAGGGUAUAAGGAUAUGAACAUGGAGCUCAAGAAGAAAUUGCAGAAUCAAGCAGAGGAGAACAAAAGGAGGAACAAACAAAAAGCCCAACAGCCCCAGGAUGCUGAAGAUAUCUUCGGCACUGAGCCUAAACAGAACACAUCUAAGGGAGAACCUGAGAAAGAAAAAGGAGAGACCAAGUCCAAGAAACAGGCAGCUCAAGAGCAGGAGGAAAAGCCUGGCGUCGCAAAUGGAAAAGACCCUCCUCCUCCCAGGGGUGCCCUUGCCCCUCCCCCACGGAUCGCAGUGACUCGGCCCCCAGUACCAAGAGGCUAUGGCAUGAAUGGGCAUCCCCCGGGAAAUCCACGGUUUGGAGGCUUUCAGCCAAGGAUGCCAGGACCACCCCUCAAUUGCUGAUCCAAAAAGCUUCCCAGCGGUUUGACAAGAGACCCUUCCCACGGCAUCACACCAUCCGCGACUCCAA